Molecule: messenger RNA, 735 nt
Organism: Ananas comosus (pineapple)
Lineage: Eukaryota; Viridiplantae; Streptophyta; Magnoliopsida; Poales; Bromeliaceae
Product: F-box/SPRY domain-containing protein 1-like
Exons: 4
Coding region: 91-477 (128 amino acids)
Molecular function (GO): protein binding
Source: RefSeq, a predicted model, not a curated record
CCCAUAAGGCCAUAACACAACUUAAGUCGGCGACGCAACUCCAGGGGCAGAGGGGCAAAUCCGGAAAAUGGCCGGCGACUUCGCUCCGCGAUGAGGCGCUCGGAGCAGAGCGACGAAGGCCGAGCGCACUUGGUCGGCGGCGGGGAGGAGAGCGGAAAAGACGAUUCUACCCUUCCGCCGAUCCUCCGAGCCCCGGCUCACCUCAUCGCCCGUGUCUUCUCCCAGCUCGACUGCGUCGACCUCCUAACCUGCUCUCUCGUUUGCAAGCAGUGGUAUAGGGAUUCGGCUGAGAUAAGAGAGGGGUGGAAGAAUGAAUAUUUGGAGGCCUGGACUCUAUACGGACUGUUCAUCAAAAGAGAAACGCAUCCGCCAUCGUCUACUUGCUCGAUAAGAGUUUUUAAUGGACAAGAAUGUAAGGAGAAGGCAAAGAAUAAAGAAGUGAAUUGUGGAGGAAGGAAGAUCAAAGCAUCCUUGUGACCGUAACAGCCUUUUGUCUUUGCCUUCAUGGUUGAACCAUAGUUGUGGCUUUUCCUUCUUUCUGAGUGCCCAAUAAUAUAUUACAAUGUGCAGGGUUCCUUCAAGUUUCCGAGGUGAUGGACAUCUAAUUUUGAAUUUAGUUCCUUUAUAGGCGCGUAAUAUUUUGUUUGGUGUGGAUUACCAAGUGUGGCAUGUAAGAAAAGUCUCUAUUAACUAUAUAUAGCACAUGCUGUUUAUUAGUACGUUAAGCUUGUUCAA